AUGAGGUAUUCCAUCGCUGCGAAGUGGAAAUUUAUCGUCUGUGGAUUAAUUUUGGCAGCAUCCUUCAUUACCGGUUCCGGUACGAGUAGAAUUUUCGAUAUUGAAAACAUACCCGUGGUCAAGUACGUGGCGGUAGCGGGCAAAAACAUUACCCUCGACUGUCCGGGCGUUAACGAGCGUUCGCUGGUGGAGACGCUGGUUUGGCGUACGUCCCAUACCAUUGCCGAGUACGUCAACGGUUUGCCAUUGGUCAGCAAUCAGCGGCUCACACUGGUGGUUGAUAAUUUUAGUUUAGUUCUCAGCCCUGCCGCGGCGUCAGAUACGGCCGAGUACAGCUGCCUGCUGAACGACCGGCACAGUCCGGACGCCAUCGUUGACUUGCUGGUACAAGAUGUACCUGACCCGCCCGGACGUCCGCUGGUCGUAAGCUUCACGUCACGUUCGGUCGAUUUAUCCUGGGCCCACUCGCAGGACCCCCGAAAUGCACCGGUUACAAAUUUCAUCAUCGAAACACGAAUUGGCGAAAAUGGUGACUGGGAGCAGGAACCACCGAUACACACCAAGGGAAGCCAGGCCGCCCACCAGGUGACAGGACUGCAGCCCUUCACGGUUUACAGCUUCCGGGUCAUCGCCGUCAACAAGCUUGGCCACAGCCAACCGUCAAAAGAAUCGUACUACUUCGUCACAUUGCGCGAAGCUCCGACGGGAAAACCGGUAACAACAAUCGCACACAACACGUCCGCCACCUCUGUAUAUAUCUCCUGGAAGGCACCGCCACCGGAAUCGAUACUCGGCGAGUUUCUCGGCUACCGGAUAACGUACCGGCCCCGGGACUACCACACGGACGACGUCAAGGAGAUCUACAUUCGCGAUAGUGCCGUCGAGAACCACGAAAUUCAUAACCUCGAAACGUACACGCAGUAUCUGGUCUCGAUACAAGUGUUCAACCCGGAAGGAUUAGGACCGCCGACGACCGUUCUGGUUAUGACAGAUGAAGGAGAACCAAGCCCACCCCAGAAUCUGACCGUGCUGGAGGUAACAUCCACCACCAUCAAGCUAACAUGGCGCGAACCGGAAAAAGCGAACGGAGCAAUCCAUGGAUACCGGGUGUACUACAUCCAUCAGAACCAAACCGAUCUCCACAUGCCGAUCCUGAAGCUAAACGAAAUGCAAAACUCCGUCUACCACUACACGCUUUCGAAUUUAAAACCCUUCGCCGAAUAUCGCAUCCUAGUGACGGCAUUUACAAAGAAACACGACGGCAAACCGUCCGAGGUGACGCAGCGUACCGAUGUCAGUGGUCCGAGCGCACCGAAAGUGGUCAACCUGACGUGCCACUCGCACAACGCACUGUACUACGGUUGGCGCAUACCGCAAACCUUCUACAACACGAUCGAUCUGUACAUAAUCAGCUAUCGGAACGUUGCGUACCACGAGUUUCGCGAGAUUCGCAUCACGGUGAAUGCUUCCAUCAUGGAAACUUCGCUGAUCAUUCCAAAUCUUACGAGCAAUGCGGUGUACGAGGUGAAAGUGCGUGCGGCAUCGGCAAGCGUUAUCAAUCCCAAACAAAUCAUUCUCGGAUCGUAUUCCGAACCGCGCAAGAUUUCUCUCCAACCGAACUGUGAAAAGGCUCCGCUAAAAUCGCAGAGACAGGCAUACGAUGAUUACGACUUGGCCGUACUGGCCGGCAUUGUGUUUAGUUUUUCUGCACUGCUGCUGAUCGUGUUGGGGCUCAUCCUCUGGAAGAAGUGCUUCCAUGCCGCCUAUUACUAUCUCGACGAUCCACAGCCCUGUCAGGGCGCGCAGGCGGGUCUCAUAGACUGGGAGGGACCGAGUGAGGUGGGAGGUGAAGUACGCUGCCCUGUUCCAGUGGCAGACUUUGCCAAACAUGUUGCCCAACUGCAUGCGGACGGUGACAUCGGUUUCAGCAAGGAGUACGAAGCGAUUCAGGGUGAGGCGCUGAACGAUGAGUACCCAUCAGAAAACUCUCAGCAUCCGGAAAACAAGGGCAAGAAUCGAUACUUGAAUGUGAUUGCCUACGACCAUAGCCGGGUGCAUCUGCGACAAGUGCCGGGUCAGAAGAAACAUCUUGACUACAUUAAUGCGAACUUCAUCGAUGGUUACCAGAAACCGCGCGCAUUCAUCGGCACGCAGGGUCCGCUGCCUGGCACAUUCGAUUGCUUUUGGCGUAUGGUGUGGGAGCAGCGCGUCGCUGUAAUCGUAAUGAUAACGAACCUCGUUGAACGAGGCCGCCGGAAAUGUGAUAUGUACUGGCCGAAGGAUGGCACCGAAACGUACGGCAUUAUACAGGUACGGUUGGUGAAGGAGGACGUGAUGGCGACGUACACCGUGCGAACGCUUCACAUCAAGCAUCUGAAGAUGAAGAAGAAAAAACAAUCGCAAAUGGAAAAAACCGUUUACCAGUACCACUAUACGAACUGGCCCGAUCAUGGUACACCCGACCAUCCGUUGCCGGUGAUCAACUUUGUGAAAAAGUCCACCACCGCUAACCCGUCCGAUGGUGGUCCGAUUGUGGUGCACUGUUCGGCUGGCGUUGGCCGAACCGGCACGUUCAUCGUGCUGGAUGCAAUGUUGAAACAGAUCGAAGCGAAGGGUUCACUAAAUGUGUUCGGUUUUUUGCGAUACAUUCGCGCGCAACGGAACUAUCUGGUGCAGACCGAGGAACAGUACAUUUUCAUACACGACGCACUGGUGGAGGCGAUCGCAAGCGGAGAGACUAACAUUAAGAUGGAUGCGAUUGGAGGAUUGGUAAACCAUCUGGAUUACAUCGAUGCACAGUACAAGCUUAUCGUGAGUUAUCAACCAAAGGAAAUCAAUUUGACCUCCUCGUUGAAGCCGGUAAAUGCAAUCAAAAAUCGCAGUUCGUUGGUACCGCUGGAGGGUAGCCGGGUGCAUCUCACACCGAAGCCGGGCGUUGAAGGAAGCGACUACAUCAACGCAACGUGGCUGCAUGGAUUCCGCCGGCUGCGAGACUUUAUCGUCACCCAGCAUCCAUUGAUCGAAACUUUUAAAGACUUUUGGCAGAUGGUAUGGGAUCAUAACGCUCAAACUGUGGUGCUUCUGUCGUCGGUAGAUAAUAUGUCUUUCUUGCAAUUUUGGCCUAACGAGUCGGAACCGAUUGAGAGUGACUAUUAUCGCAUUCGGAUGGUGUCGGAAACGUCGGAGGACAAUUACAUCGUGCGAAACUUUGUCAUCCAGUCGAUACAGGAUGACUAUGAGCUGAGCGUUAAGAUGCUGGAAAAUCCGGCCUGGCCCGAUAUGAACAAUACUCGUUCGAUAUUCGAUUUUGCCGUGCGCGUCCACGAACGCUGCAGCGAGUACAGGAAUGGUCCGAUCGUAGUUGUUGACAGAUACGGCGGAUUCCAGGCAUGCCAGUUUUGCGCCAUAAGCUCCCUAGCAAUGCAGCUGGAGUACGAUCAGACCGCCAACAUCUAUACCUACGCCAAACUGUACCACAACAAGCGGCCAGGCAUCUGGACGUCGUACGAUGACAUCCGGCAGAUAUAUCGGAUACUUUCCUACAUGCCGAAAGAUCUCGGUCUGCUCAAGUGCACGGAGCUGCGCACGGAAUUCGACGAUGCCGCUAUGAUGACGGCAACACCGGAUCUGUACAGCAAGAUCUGUAGCAAUGGCAGCAUUAACAAUCAGCUAACGGGCGGUACACCGGACGGUGUAGGCAACGGUACGGCAACGACAACUACAACGACCACAUCGAUUAAUCCACCGCCGGCGGGUAUGACGAUUCCGGGGUUGGUAGCAGGCACCCCAAAUACCGUAUGCCCACCGAUGGUUGCAGUGGGUCCGGGUGGAACGACACCACCGCCACCAACCCUCCAGAACGGUGGUACGGUCAUCGUGAAGAUGAACGGCGACGACAACGAUGAGCUGUCGGUGGUGGUGGCUACCGGCAACCAUCAUCUGAACCUGGACCACAAUCAGGCGUAA
Anopheles marshallii is the source of this 3966-nucleotide messenger RNA. RefSeq names its product tyrosine-protein phosphatase 99A (gene Ptp99A). The transcript is spliced from 16 exons. Lineage: Eukaryota; Metazoa; Arthropoda; Insecta; Diptera; Culicidae. Gene Ontology annotation, biological process: protein dephosphorylation. Gene Ontology annotation, molecular function: protein binding; protein tyrosine phosphatase activity. The coding region runs from base 1 to 3966 and encodes 1321 amino acids. The record is from RefSeq and is a predicted model, not a curated record.